This is a messenger RNA of Porites lobata, 4987 nucleotides long. Lineage: Eukaryota; Metazoa; Cnidaria; Anthozoa; Scleractinia; Poritidae. The record is from the annotation of a GenBank genome assembly.
GCCGGCUGUCGCAUUACUCAGAUCCACUUAUUAUGUGGUGGGAUUAUUCCCUUGCUGUCUGCGUUGGAGAUGGCCAUGGCUAAAAAUGCUGAUAAAAUUGGUCUCAGGUAAGUAACUCUUAAUCCCUUCGCUUCCAAAAGAACUGAUUAUCAAAAGCAUGAAUCGCUAUAAAAGCCAAAGCACUGCUAAAAAGGUUAUAUGUGAAUGGUCGCACAAUGUAUUCACAGUAUGUUUUAGCGGUUGAUAUUUUGUCCGUCUGGCGACUUCGGUUCCCGAGGCGUGAGUUUUGGUCGUGUCAUUGUGUUUGGUUCUUUUCGCCGAGCAGUUUUUCUUUUUCCAACUUCAACUUCAACUUCAACUUCAACUUUAUUUCAUAAGACUAUUGGUUACAAUAGACUGGCCCGCAAAAUAGCAAUUGCUAAUCUAGGCGGACCAGUUAAAAGAAAAAUAAAUUGAAAGGAAAAGAAAGGAAAAGAAAAGGAAGAAAAACUAAAAUUUUAAGUUACAAUAAAUAAUAUUCUAUCACAGUUUUAUUUUAAUUACAUUAAAUCUGAACAAGCAAACAAACAAAUACUUUAAUACAGAAAUCACUAAACUAUUAAUCGAACUUUUUCAACUAUUAAGGGCGUCUCAAUAUAGUCAUCUUCUCUUUUUAAGAUAUCCGAAAGCAAUCUGUGAAGUACUUUCCUAAAUUUCUUUUUAGGAAGAUCUCUAAUAUGACAAGGCAUCUCAUUCCAAAGUUUUACACCUUAAAGCGAGACAAGGAGUUUUUGUGUAUUUCCAGCUUUGAGCUUUUGACGUGAAAGUUACCUGAACUAGAUGAUCUUGUAUAGUAUGAAUGAAUUGUUGAGGUUUUUUCAAAUAAAUUGAACAGAUUUGUUGGCCAAUUGUUGUUGUUAAUAUCGUGCAUUAGAUUAGCCACAGUUUUAUAAUACAUAAAUGACACUGGUAAUAUGUCAGCGUCGAUAAAUAGAGGAACUGCGUGUUCACGAAUAUCCGUAAAAUACAUCAUGCGAAGCACUUUCUUCUGGAGAAUUAAAAUUUUAUUGAGGGACGUCUUGGAUGCCUGACCCGCUGAGAAGUAUUUGGUCAGGGUUUUUUAAAAAGAUAUUAUCAAUUAACGUAGCUGAGUUCCUAUGGACUCGAGUGGGCUUAUCAACUGUUGGAAUGAGAUAGCAACUUUGUAAGGACAUUAAGAAGUCAUUAAGAAUUUGAGAUGUUUCGCAUUUCAAUAGAUCUAUGUUGAAAUCGCCCAUGAUAAAUACAUUUUUAUUAAGAGAUGUCAAUUUUUCGAUGGUUUCUUCGAAGUAAGACAUGAACUGAUCCGGAGAAUUGUGUUGGCGAUAUAUUAUACCACAGACAAUGCUUUUGUUAUUUGCAAAAGAUAUUUCAAUCCAAAGGGCUUGAAAAGCUUCAUUAGAGAUCUUUUCUAAAACUGUGUAAUUUAGUGAUUCGUGAAUGAAAAGGCUAACACCUCAUUUUUGUUGCAGCAAGGAAAGUCGAUCUCUGAGAGUAGUCCGCGUUGAGCUAGAUAACGGUCAGCGGCUGGUAGGUCUCCGUUACCCAGAGCAACUCAUACCGGAAGCUACAUUGUUUCUGAAGGAGCAACAGUUGCUCGACGCCGUUAUAGUAAGUAAAUAUCGAUUUGUAUAAAGAAAAGUGUAAAAAAUUCUCAUCACACACUUUUGGCCAAGCACUCGUGUUAAAAAAACAGUCCCCGACCGGUCCUUAAUUUUAGCAGCCUUGAACGAUUGAUAACCACACUCAGUCAUCAUCAAGAACUCCUCUUAACCUUAAGUCCCAAGAGUGACCAACAUUAAUUUUCUCCUAACAAUAAUAUUUAACAAUUAUUCCUGUCGCCUUCAUGGCCUCUGAGUCAAUAGCCCAUGAGGCCGAAGGCCAAAUGGUCUAUCAACUUAGAGGCCAUGAGGGCGAGAGGAAUAAUUUUUUUUAGUAAAAUCCAACUAGCUGGUCAAAAAUAUCGAGACAAAACAGGUUAAGCUGGUUAAAGCUAGACUUUAAUCCUUUUUUUGCCGCCAAAAAGCGCGCGCUUUUCGCUGCUAGUGGGCUAUAACAUAUAGCCUAGUAGUAGCUCAACCAAUCAGAACGCAGCAUUGAUAAUGGAUCACUAGUUGGAUUUUACUAAGUAGAUUUAACCAGGGCUAAAAGCGAAGCUCUGGUUAAUAAUACUUAUAAACAAGCAAAAAUUAAAACUUGUAAUGCUAAACGGGGACGGCAAUGAAAAUGGCAUCAAGUUUAAUAGAUCUGAUUAGCAAAAAAACAAAUUGCACGUGCAGCACACUUUUUUUUCUAAUUAGCAAAAAUUAAGAAUUUGUUCAUGCUUAGCGUGCGUAUAUCGAGUUAUGGAUGCACACGGGAAGUUUGGAGAGCACGAAAGAUGCGUAAGAGUUGCACGAGGCGAUAGCCGAGUGCAACUCUAGCUUCUUGAGUGCUCUCCAAACUUCCCAAGUGCAUCCAUAACUCGAUAUACGCACAGCUAAAAGCAUGAGCAAAUUCUUUUAUAACAUAGCUGACAAAAAUCAGUGCUCGCUUUUUGAUUAACUGCAAAAUUCUCGUAACGCGCGACACAACAACAAACGGUUCUAUUGGCUGAUUACGAACACGCCACAAUCGUCUAGUUUGAAUGAAAAUAUUCUUUUUGUAAAAGUGAGAAAGAAAAUUUGCUUUUUUAUUCGUUAACGAUCAAUGGAAACUAAGCAGAAACAAAGGUAAAAGAGUCUUAAAGUUCACCUAAAGUUGAACUGCUAACAUGUUCGUAAGAAGUCGUGGAGUAUGGUUUGGAUUUGCUGAAAAGAUGUUUACGUUUUGCUCGGCGAAAUCCAGAAAGCAUGUUUUUAGCGAAGACGACUGUCAUCCUUCUUUGAACUUAUAUUCAUUUACGAACAUUGCCUGGUCAUUACGGCUUCUUGAGAGGACCUGGCAGCAGUUGCUUUUGUGAGUAAUAUAUCUAUGUCUUCUUGUGUAAUUUGUGUUGUUAUUGCGAGAGAAAUUUUCCUGCUUCAGUCGGAUUGUCCGGAGAUAACAAAGUGCAUAACAAAUUUAAAAACAACAAUAAAAACGGAAAUUUUGCCUUGUUGAUGGCCAGUUGGUGUCUGUUCUGUUCCCAGUGAAUGUCUUUAGGCCAAAAUUUGCUGCAGCUAGUCUUCGACAAAUUUGCGAAACGCGCAACUUGCGAGUUUUUUUUUUCAUUCCGCUUUAUUUUUGCUGCUUGUUGGAUCAGGACCUAAAAGGUCAAUACCGAUAGAAAAAUUGGGCAGUUCUUCGCUGGUUUCUUCCGUAUUUUAAAGAGAACGAAAAAUGUACUAAAAGACGACAACUUUGCAGCCAGGUAAGAAAAAAAAUGCUCACGUCAUCUUAUUUACGCACGGGCGUGCGUAAAUAAAGAUUUUGUUCAUAGCGGCUCAAUAGGACUUAUAUAGGGCAAGCACGCGCGCUAUGUUAUAAAACAAAUUUGCACGUGCAGCACGCUUUUUGUCUUUCUUUGCGUUGUUUUGCACAACUACAACGCUGUUUUGUUGGACUAAAUCGUCAAACUUCCUAGUUACACAUUAUUUUUAUGGAGGAAUUUUCGUAUCUGCUUACCCAAUAUUUUGUCUCCUGUGUUCAUGUUCGCUUUUAUUUUUCACUGCCUUUCAUUUUCACCUUGCUGGGCGUUCCUUGCUGGCCGCUAGCAUUUCUCAUUGUCUCACCGCCGCUUUGAAUUUUUAUGUUUUUCUUCCUACAAAAUUCGGCUGUAGCUCUUUCUCUGUUAUCCACGUGAAUGUAAACAUCAGAAAUAACAUCGAAAAAUACAUGACUUUGUACUUCUCACUUAGGCCAAAAUGUUGGCUUAGGGGAGGGGUAGGUGGGCAGUUUCCCAGAAGCGUGUAAUGAUCCAUAAUAUCAAUACGUAACCAAGAGAAAAGGUUAUAAGACUUAAUAAAAUGUAACCAAAAGUUGAUCUUUUACCAAAUUCUCUAUACGUGAAGAAAAAGUCUGAAGAUUUUAUUUGUCUGUGGAUACUGGGUUUUCGUAGUACACAACAGAGAAUAAGUUUUAUUUUAACAUCGCAGCAUGAUCUUGUUACUUAUCUGAUAUUUAUUUCAAAUUAUUAAUAACCUGCGAGUUCAGCCUUCUCUCAUUGCCCCCGUUUCUGGGGACGUUAGCGAGAAUUUGGUUAAAAUUUUUAUCAUGCUUUACUACUGCUUCUAGGCUUCAACUUUGAACCGGGUUAGGUAUUGUUUUGACUUAAACGAUUAUCUUUUUUUUGUUGUUGUUUUUUUUUUCCUUUAUUUUCUAGGACAAACAAAAUGGUGUUUUGAGUUCAACAGAACCUUCUCUUAGACAGCCAUCAAAAGCCAGCCGAGCGUUUGAGGAAGCGGAAACGCCCAUCAACCAAAGGACGUUAAUUAAGGCUACUACUCCUCCUGUAACUAUAAAGAAUUUCUUUAAACCGAAGACUGUUGAACGAUCACCUGAGAGUAAUAAAAGUGCAUCAGAACAUCAGGAUGUUAAGGAAAAGAGCGGGGAAAAUGACUGCAAUGAGAUCGAAAAUCAAGAAAUCGAGAACAACGCCAAAAACAGCACGGAUGACAAACAAGCAACGACCAAAGUAAGUAAGAAGGAAGUCAAAUCAAUAUACUUUAAAUCGAAGGGAAGAGAAAAGGAAGAGCUCCCGGAAAAUAAAGGACCUUUCAAAGGUGCUGCUAAGUGUAAUGGUCUUGUGCGCCACCUUUCGGAACCCCUUUCGAAAGAGAACCUUCAAGGAAAGAACUCUUUGAAACGAACUAGUUCUGAAGCGUCGUCAAGGGCGGUUAAGCGACAGAAGCAAUCGAGCAUUUUGUCUUCGUUUGGGAAUUGGACUGAUAAAGAUUCUAAGGACCAAAUGGAGAAGGAAAUUCUCUGCCCUGUUUGUGGGGAGAAAUUUGCGAGCGGAUUGAAAAAUUCUGAUAUCAACAAACACAUCGACAAUUGUCUCAGUAAAUGA